AUGGCGGCCACAGCCUUGGUUGUUGCGUUGGCAUUCGUAUAUUUUACGGAUGCUACUAAUUUUAAGGACGGAGAAAAGGUGCUGAUGUAUGUUAAUAAAGUUGGACCAUACUUUAACCCACAUGAAACCUAUCAUUAUUACCAACUUCCAGUGUGCAGACCAAAAAAGAUCGAGCACAAAAGUUUGACUCUGGGAGAAGUAUUGGAUGGCGACCGUAUGGCUCUGUCUAUGUAUGAUCUGGCAUUCAAACAAAAUGAAGACAAAAAGGAACUAUGUAAAGUAGCGUACACGGAGGAUGAGCUACAACUACUGCGAGAUGCUAUUGAGGACAUGUACUACUUUGAAUUUGUAAUAGAUGAUAUCCCGGUACGAGGGUUCAUAGGACACCUAGAAGAGGGUGGAUACCUGCCACAUACACACAAGAUAUAUCUGUGGGCCCACCUCAACUUCAAUAUAGAAUACAAUGGUGACCAGAUUAUCUAUGCCAAUGUAACGACAAAGGAACAAGCACCUGUAGGUCUCGACUCAGCUGUCACUGCUCCAUUUGAAGUGGCAUUUACUUACAGUGUCAAAUGGCACAAAACAGAAAUGAAAUAUGAAGAAAGAGGAAAGCGUGUCCGAGACAACAGCUUCUUCCCAAAAACACUAGAGAUCCACUGGCUGUCCAUCAUCAACUCCAUGGUGCUGGUGUUUCUUUUGAUUGGUUUUGUUGUUAUUAUACUGACUAGAGUGUUGAAGAGUGAUUUUGCACGUUACAAUGUGGACGAGGAGGAGAGCGAUGAUUUAGAUAAUGAUGAUAAUGGAUGGAAAAUUAUCCACAGUGAUGUUUUCAGGUUCCCUAGUUUUAAAAGUCUUUUCUGUGCUAUCCUAGGUGUGGGCACACAGUUUUUAGCUCUUGCCACAGGAAUAAUGAUGAUGGCUAUCCUUGGAAUGUUCAAUGUCCACAGACAUGGUGCCAUCAAUUCAGCUGGAAUUAUUCUGUUUGCUUUCACUUCAUGUAUUGCUGGUUAUGUAGCAGCCAACAUGUACAGAAAGCUAGGGGGAGAUAACUGGGUGUGGAACAUCAAUCUAACUUCUUGUUUAUUUGCAGCACCCUUCUUCUUGGUGUGGGCAGUGGUGAACUCAGUAGCCUGGGGCUAUGGUACAACCCAGGCGUUACCAUGGACAACCAUUGUCUUACUUAUGUGUUUAUGGUUAUUUGUCGGCUACCCACUCACUGUAUUAGGAGGCAUAUUUGGUAAAAAUUGGGCCAAUGGAUUUGAUGCCCCUUGCAGAACAAAGAACAUAUCACGAGAAAUCCCACCAGUGCCAUGGUAUAGAUCAUCUUUUGCCCAUUGUCUUGUGGGUGGAUUCUUGCCCUUUAGUGCUAUCUCUGUGGAGCUGUACUAUAUCUUUGCUACGCUGUGGGGCCGGGAGCAAUACACCUUGUACGGAAUCUUAUUCAUAGUGUACGGCAUCCUGCUGAGUGUGACAGCCUGUAUUUCUGUUGCUCUCACCUACUUCCAGCUGUCUGCUGAGGAUUACAGGUGGUGGUGGCGCUCCAUCUUCAGUGCUGGAUCAACAGGUAUCUUCGUGUUUCUGUAUGCAACGUUUUACUACUUCAAACGGUCAAACAUGUCUGGUGCCUUGCAAACUCUGGAGUUCUUUGGCUACACAGCCCUCAGCUGCUACGUCUUCUUCCUCAUGCUCGGAACUGUGUCAUUUUUUGCUUCUCUUAAUUUUGUGAGAUAUAUUUAUGUAAAUCUGAAGAUGGACUGAAAAAACACAAACAUCUGAAAGAUGCAGUUGUUAUAAUAUUGUUUUGCAAAUUCAGCUUCUCUGAAUAUUCUGAAUUUUUCAACAUCUUUUCUGUUAAAAUGAAUCCAACACAUUGUUGAUUGAUGUUGCUUUUUCUUUUAUUUUUAAUUUUUUUAUAUUAAUUCUUUCUUUUUCACUCUUGGGUUAGAUAAUGACUUGCUCUUAUUGGUAUUUCAUGGUUCAAAAGGAGAAUUCUUUCCAUCCUGAAAUAUUUGAAAAUUCAGACAUUUGCCAUUUUAAUAUAUUGACUAUUAAGUCUUGGUCCAAGUUUUGUUUAUUUUAGAUAAAAAUCAU
Molecule: messenger RNA, 2091 nt
Organism: Ylistrum balloti
Lineage: Eukaryota; Metazoa; Mollusca; Bivalvia; Pectinida; Pectinidae
Product: transmembrane 9 superfamily member 1-like
Exons: 15
Coding region: 1-1758 (585 amino acids)
Biological process (GO): protein localization to membrane
Cellular component (GO): membrane
Source: RefSeq, a predicted model, not a curated record